Molecule: messenger RNA, 672 nt
Organism: Mugil cephalus (flathead mullet)
Lineage: Eukaryota; Metazoa; Chordata; Actinopteri; Mugiliformes; Mugilidae
Product: claudin-4-like
Exons: 2
Coding region: 1-672 (223 amino acids)
Biological process (GO): bicellular tight junction assembly; cell adhesion
Cellular component (GO): plasma membrane; bicellular tight junction
Molecular function (GO): structural molecule activity
Source: RefSeq, a predicted model, not a curated record
AUGGUGUCAGCUGGCCUUCAAACGUUGGGCCUCGCCCUAUGCAUCACUGGCUGGGUUGGAUCACUCGCUGCUUGUAUCCUGCCCCAUUGGAGAGUGAUACUGUUCAGUGAUUCUAAUCGAAUUGUUUCAGAAGGCCUGUGGGGAUUUUGCUUCCUCUCUCGCGACAUCUACUGCAUAUUUUAUUACCCAGAACGCUAUUUCUCCCCAGACCUCCUGGCUGGCCGAGCUUUGACCAUCGUCUCUAUCCUGAUUGGUAGCGUUGGCAUCCCCCUGGGUAUUGCAGGGGGACAAUGCACCAACUAUCUGAAGGAUGAGCGCUCCAAAGCCAGAAUCCGCCUUGCAUCAGGUAUAAUCUUCAUCAUUGCUGGUGUUUUUUACCUUAUUGCAGUGAGCUGGAUAACACUGUACAAAAGCAUGGACUUCGCCGGUCCAAGGUUCGGGACUCCUCGGGAGAAGAAGCCGGGAUUUUCUCUUUUCAUCGGCUGGUUUGCGACAGCCUUCUUCAUUCUUGGUGGUGCCGUGCUCUGUGUCAACAAGAGGACCAAGAAAUCGUCUCCCCGUUCAUCCGCAGCCAAGAACUAUGUCGGAGGAGAGAGAAGCUUCGUCCAGUGCUUCCUUGUUGAGCUGCACGUACCUUCUGAUGCCUCCUAUCUUUCACUUGAAUUGCUCUGA